AAACCCAACAUCAGGAUGGCUUCAGAGAGAGCUCUGGUCAUCCUGGCUACGGGAGCAGAGGAGGUGGAGACGGUCAUCCCUGUUGAUGUCACGAGACGAGCUGGAAUUAAGGUCACCAUUGCAGGUCUGGCUGGAAAAGACCCGGUACAGUGUAGCCGAGAUGUUGUCAUUUGUCCUGAUGCCAGUCUAGAAGAUGCAAAAAAAGAGGGACCUAACGAGGUGGUGGUUAUGCCAGGAGGUGGUCUGGGCGCACAGAAUUUAUCCCAGUCCUCAGCUGUGAAGGAGAUACCGAAGGAACAAGAAAAGAGGAAGGGCCUCAUCGCCGCAAUCUGUGCGGGACCUACGGCUCUGCUGGCUCAUGAAAUAGGUUUUGGAAGCAAAGUUACAACACACCCACCUGCUAAAGACAAAAUGGUGGACGGAAGUCAUUACAGCUACUCAGAGAACCGUGUGGAAAGGGAUGGCCUGAUCCUCACCAGCCGGGGGCCGGGAACCAGCUUUGAGUUUGCUCUGGCGAUCGUCGAGGCGCUGGCCGGCAAGGAGGUGGCCGAACAAGUCAGGGCCCCGCUGGUUCUUAAAGAUUAGAGCAGAGAGGUUUGAGGAUGG
Physeter macrocephalus (sperm whale) is the source of this 606-nucleotide messenger RNA. RefSeq names its product Parkinson disease protein 7 homolog. Lineage: Eukaryota; Metazoa; Chordata; Mammalia; Artiodactyla; Physeteridae. Gene Ontology annotation, biological process: response to oxidative stress; glycolate biosynthetic process; glyoxal metabolic process. Gene Ontology annotation, molecular function: oxidoreductase activity, acting on peroxide as acceptor. Gene Ontology annotation, cellular component: mitochondrion; cytoplasm; nucleus. The record is from RefSeq and is a predicted model, not a curated record.